This is a messenger RNA of Vittaforma corneae ATCC 50505, 759 nucleotides long. RefSeq lists its product as uncharacterized. Gene Ontology annotation, molecular function: ubiquitin protein ligase activity. Gene Ontology annotation, cellular component: cytoplasm. The coding region runs from base 1 to 759 and encodes 252 amino acids. The transcript has a single exon. Lineage: Eukaryota; Fungi; Microsporidia; Nosematidae. Gene Ontology annotation, biological process: ubiquitin-dependent protein catabolic process. The record is from RefSeq and is a predicted model, not a curated record.
AUGCUAUAUUUUAUCAAAAGACUAUAUUUGCCAGCAUUAUUUGAACUACAAAGCAACGUACAGGUCAACAUCAACUGUGAUGAUAUUAUAAAGCCCAGAGCACGUACUUACUUCACAGGUCCUGAGUUUUCAAACAGAAAAGCUGUGAGUGCAUUGAAUAAAGAAGAGGGUGAAAACAAGAAGGAAAAUACUAUAAAAAUAAUGUUCGUUGAGAAUAGUCAAAAGAUAGAGCCAGACCCCUCAAUUUUUUAUAUAUUUUGUGCCAAAGAACAUUCAAUUAAUCCAAUCAUAGAGUAUGAGGACAUAUUCUUUAAUCCAAAAAUACUAAAAAUAGUCUUAGAAAUACAGUUCUAUGUAUUUGUAAAGAAUGUGUUCAACGUAAAUCCCUUAAAUAUUUCAAUAAGCACAAAAGACGUGGGUACAAACUUCAGUGCCGUAAUACACCCUACUCUCUUUGCAGUGGCAGUUUACAUACUCUACAGGGCUUGUAGACGAAUUAUCUUUAAGCUGUCAAAGAUGGAUCCAGUCUAUACUGACUUUAAUAUUGUGUCAUCAAAUGUUAAGAAAUUCAAGGAUCUAGAGGAAAAGCCCAUGCCUCAAUGCAGUAUAUGCUUUGAAGAGUUUAUUCCUGAUGACGAUGUCAGAAUACUUGACUGUAAACACUAUUUCCACCCCUCAUGUAUAGACAGAUGGCUCAUUGGGCAUUCGAAGAGGUGUCCCUGCUGUAGAGUAAAUAUCGAAAUUAAUGAACGAGUGUAA